This is a messenger RNA of Clonostachys byssicola, 888 nucleotides long. NCBI's taxonomy places the organism in Eukaryota, Fungi, Ascomycota, Sordariomycetes, Hypocreales, Bionectriaceae. The record is from the annotation of a GenBank genome assembly.
AUGACUGUAGCCGCAGAAAAGCCAACGAUUGUCAGAGUUGACGCUACAAACCCAGAAAUCACCCCAGAGAAGCUCGUCGAGAUUCUCGAGCGUGAUGGGGGUGUUAUUGUGGAGAACUUGAUUUCCCAAGAGCUUGCUGGUGAGAUCCGAAAAGAUCUAAAGCCGCUCUUUGAAAGAGAUAUUCCCGACAAGUAUGGGCUUUUCCCACCAACCACCCAGCGUGCGACGGGAUUAUUAGCUGAAUCGGAUGCAUGCGUUGAGUUGGUAUGCAACAAGCUAUUCACGGAUGUUGCCAACAUUAUGGUAUCCUCCUACCACACCAUGUGGAGAGGCGACCACCAGGUAACGAUCGGCGGCAAGCCCAUCCUAUCAGCUGCUCUCGGGUUUCGAGUAAACCCUGGGGGCAAACAACAGGUUCUUCACCGAGACGACAAUGAUCACCAUCCUAAACCAGGCGAGGCUCUUACAAUGAUCUCAUGUGUUACAGCCUUGACCAAGACAACGAAAGAGAAUGGUGCCACUGUUGCCAUUCCAGGCUCACACCUUUGGGGACCAGAACGUCGUCCACUAGAUGAAGAAGCUGUCCCAGUCGAGCUCGAAGUUGGGGGUGCACUUAUCUUCCUAGGAACUCUGUAUCAUGCAGGUGGCUCAAAUAUCACAAAGGACGAUUAUCGGGAGACCCUUGGAACCUUUUUAUGUAAACCUACCCUACGACCAACCGAGAACUUCUUCCUCGAAAUCCCGGUCGAGAGAGUGAGGCAGAUGAAGCCUCAAGCUCAACGCCUUUUGGGUUAUGGCGUUUGUGAGCCAGGUAUUGGAUUUAUGCACUACCAAGAUCCUAUGAGGGCCCUAUUCGGAGUUGAAGAUGAGGAAACCGUCGACAUGUAA